GGCUCUUCGAAGGAGGACUUUGGAUGCGCAUGCCCUGAAUGUGCAAGCACGUGCGUGCAGGCUCGCUAUCGGUCUCAGCAGCGCUCGCGCUCUUGCUUGGCCGCCGAGCUCUAGGGCGCGCGAGUCAGUCAGCCAUGCGCCAGUGACAGUGUACAAUGCGAACAGUGUUCUUCAGUCUCCAUCAUCAGCUCCAGCUGAGAAGUCUCCAUCCCUCUCUACUCACAACUCGGUCUCAGUCUAAUUCGACUUGAGUGACUGAGCGCUAGUUUAAUUUGUUGAAUCUCUGGUGCUGGUGCAUGCAGCCAGUGCAGUGAAAGACCACUGACACUAGAAGUGGAAGCCGGAAUCCUGGGCCGGGAUUCAUUGAGAUUUGACGACUGCCACGGUGCCACCAUUACAUGAUUACUGCAAAUUUACUGCAUCCCUGAUCUGACAAUAAAAUGGCAGCAAGCAAUCUAUUGGCUGGUAGAGUUGCUAUAAUAACUGGUGGAGGAAGCGGAAUAGGACGUGCAACCUGCCAGCUUUUUGCCAAGAAUGGAGCAAGCGUUGCUGUAGUUGAUCGGACACAGAGCAGUUUGGAUGAAACUAUUGCAAGCCUGCCAUCGGACAUAGAUAAUCAGAGUCAUGAAUCUUUUGUGGCGGAUGUCAGUGAUGGGGGCGCAGUACGGGAUCUUGUUGCCGGGGUAGCAGAUGCCUUCAGGAAGCCUGCCACCAUUUUAGUGAACUCUGCAGGAAUCACAAGAGAUCAGUUGAUGCUGAAAAUGAAGGAAGAGGAUUUUGAUGAGGUUAUCAAAGUUAACCUGAAGGGCACCUUUCUGAUGUGUCAGGCAGUAAGCCAGGCUAUGGUGAAGAGUAAAGUUACGGGAGGAAGUUUCAUCAAUAUCAGCAGUGUUGUAGCAACGAUGGGUAAUAUCGGCCAGGCCAACUAUUCAGCAUCGAAAGCUGGCGUUAUAGGAAUGACCAAAACCAUGGCCCAAGAACUGAGCAGAUUUGAAAUCCGAUGCAAUAGUGUUUUACCUGGUUUUAUUACGACACCAAUGACUGACAAGGUUCCAGAGAAAGUCAUUAAAAUGAUGUUACCCAUGAUCCCUCUUGGUACCCUUGGUGAACCCAAUGAUAUUGCCGAGACCUGUCUCUUCCUGGCCUCGAACAAGAGCAAGUACAUCACUGGGGCUAGCAUCAAUGUCACUGGAGGGUUAUGAGAUGAGAUGGAGAUGUCAAACUAUUGGUAAUCAAGAAGCAGAGGUUCAAAUGGAUCAAGACAUCUUGGUACAGCUUCCUGGGAGCUGCUUUUGAGGGAUUGCUGUAACAAUUACAAGACACCUGAUGAUUCUAGUCGCCUGAUGGAUCAAGAUACAUGUAAUAGUAAAUGUCUGGAAAGAAACUAAUGAUAUUGAUGAUGAUGGUGUACUUGAUGAAUAUACUGAUGCUGCUGAUGAUGAACAUACCGAUGAGACAGAUUUACAUGUAGGGACAGUGAUUUUCCGUUUUACCGGUAAAUAAAUUGGAAAUUCUUCAUGGAAUUUACUUUUUCAAAACGGAAUUCAGGUCUUUGCUGUGUACAUUUUCAGUGACAAAACAGAAUUUCCAUUUUUAUAUCAAGUUGAAACGGAAUUACAGAUUUUCAGAAACGGAAAAGACCAUUUUUAAAAACUGAAAAUCACUGUCUCUAUCAUGUGUAUAGAGACGAAAUAUCCCCUACACACGACAGAAGGUGUUUAAAAUUGGGCAAAAUAUUAUGAGAAAGAUAUUUUAUAUUGUACAAAAGUUUAAGAAUACAUUUAAGUGACCUUUUCUUUGGUGUUAUGCAGAUAAUUUUAUUUAUCUGUAUUUUCUUUUUAUCGUCUUUGACUGCAGAUUUAAUGAUUAAGAACUUCAUUACUUCAAUCCACUUAGGCCGAGUUGACUCUAUUUUUAUAAAAAUGUCUGUGUCGAGUUAGACAACAGUUCAUAAUACAAUAGAGCCUUCAAUAUCUUUGAAAUCUGCAUACUCUAUUACAUCAAUAAUAGUGCGAAUAUUGUUACUAAUAUUUCUACCUUUCAUGAAUCCUUGCUGAUCAGUAUGUAUUAGACAAUGCAAACCUUUUUUCAAUCUUGCUCCCAAAACUUUAGCAAUUAAUUUAUAAUCAGUAGUUAAUAAAGUAAUGGGUCGAUAAAUUUUAAUACAGGACACAUCUUUAUCUUUUUUAGGAAUCGGUGUGAUUAUUCCAUUUCUCUGGGAUGCUGACAAACAACCACAUUCAAAAGAAUGAUUAUAUGAUGCUACUAAUAAAUCACCAAUGUCCUCGAAAAACACUUUAUAAAAUUCUAUUGGCAAACCAUCAAUACCGGGUGUUUUAUUGUUACUCAUAGUCUUAAAAAUAUUAAAAAUUUCAGCUUUACUUAUAGGAGAAUUCAAACGUUCCUUUAAUUCUUCUGAUAAAUGAGGAAUAAAUGGUUCAAGUGCUUUUUAAAAAGCUGCUCCUCUUUCUUUAGAUUGUGCACUUUCGGAAGUAUAUAAUUUUGAAUAAUACUUAUAAAUCUCAUCUAAAAUAUUCAAGUGAUCAUUUACAAUCUGUCCAUCAUCUGACUUCAGAUAACGAAUAUUUUUCUUUUCAAAAUUCCUCUUUUCUAGACUACAAAAAUAACGAGAACUUUUUUCUCCAUAUUCAGCCCAUUUAAUACGAGACCUAGUUAUCAAACCAGCUGUUUCCAUGUCUAAGAUAAUAUUUAACUCUGACUGCGAAGCCUCCAACUUCUGAAGCAGUUCCUUUUGUUUGGCCUUCGCAUCAAUAGUGGAUGGUUCCCCUGGGAGAAGUGAAAUUUCAUUAUGUAUACCAGCUAUCUCAUCUUCUAGCCUUUUUCUCUCCUUAACUGAUUCUUUCUUGUUCCGUGAACAAUAUUCCAUACAAUACCCAGCUAAACAACACUUCAACGUAUCCCAUAUGAUAUUGGGAUUUAAACCACAUCCUUCAUGUACCAGUUUAAAAUCGUAAAUCUUUUCCUUGAUGAACAAUUGAAAAUUUGGGUCAUGUUCCAAAAAAUUUCCAAAACCUUUCCCUCUUGGAGUAUGGUCUAGCAAUAAUUUCAGAUUUACCAUAUUAUGGUCAGAUUUAAUCCCGUUGAUAUUAGUUUCCUUAACAUUAUUCAGUAAAUUGGAAGACACUAGUAUAUGAUCCAAUCUUGAACACACUAGAGGAUUUUUUUGCAACCUAGUUUACAUAGAAUCAGUUGGGUGAAGCUUUCUCCACACAUCUAUUAAAUUCAGUUCUUCAAUCCACGUA
This is a messenger RNA of Lytechinus pictus (painted urchin), 3263 nucleotides long. Its product is annotated as estradiol 17-beta-dehydrogenase 8-like. The transcript has 9 exons. Gene Ontology annotation, molecular function: oxidoreductase activity, acting on the CH-OH group of donors, NAD or NADP as acceptor. The coding region runs from base 441 to 1202 and encodes 253 amino acids. NCBI's taxonomy places the organism in Eukaryota, Metazoa, Echinodermata, Echinoidea, Temnopleuroida, Toxopneustidae. The record is from RefSeq and is a predicted model, not a curated record.